Messenger RNA from Torulaspora globosa, 1044 nucleotides. It is a transcript of the gene ERV41, whose product is annotated as Erv41p. The record is from RefSeq and is a predicted model, not a curated record. The transcript is spliced from 2 exons. Lineage: Eukaryota; Fungi; Ascomycota; Saccharomycetes; Saccharomycetales; Saccharomycetaceae. Gene Ontology annotation, cellular component: endoplasmic reticulum membrane; Golgi membrane; COPII-coated ER to Golgi transport vesicle. The coding region runs from base 1 to 1044 and encodes 347 amino acids. Gene Ontology annotation, biological process: retrograde vesicle-mediated transport, Golgi to endoplasmic reticulum; endoplasmic reticulum to Golgi vesicle-mediated transport.
AUGGCUGGGCUGCGAUCAUUCGAUGCUUUCCCGAAGACAGAUGAAUCUCACAAGCAGAGGUCUUCCAAGGGAGGUUUGAGCUCCAUUUUGACAUAUCUAUUCCUUCUUUUCAUCUGCUGGACCGAGUUUGGCAGCUAUUUUGGAGGAUACAUCGACCAGCAGUACCGAGUGGAUGACCAAGUGAAGGAAACUUUCCAGAUCAACAUGGACAUGUACGUUCAUAUGCCUUGCAAAUGGCUUCAUAUCAAUGUCCGGGACCAAACAAUGGACAGGAAGCUUGUCUCCAACGAGUUGAACCUGGAAGACAUGCCAUUCUUCGUCCCGUAUGGCACAAUGGUUAACGACAUGCGAAAGAUAGCCACGCCAGCGCUGGACGAGAUCCUGGCGGAAGCGAUACCGGCGCAAUUCAGAGACAAGAUGGACCCGAGUGCCUUGAGGGCCGAUCUGGGUGACAUAGCCUUCGACGGGUGCCAUGUCUAUGGAUCCGUGCCGGUCAACAGGGUCGCUGGCGAACUGCAUAUCACAGCCAAGGGCUGGGGCUACUCCGACUUUGAGAGGGCUCCCGUGGCAGAGAUCAACUUCUCCCACGUAAUCAACGAGUUCUCGUACGGGGACUUCUUCCCAUACAUCGACAACCCUCUCGACUCGACCGCCAAAGUGAGCAUCGACAACCCACUUACAGGUUACAUAUACGACACAUCGAUAGUCCCCACGGUCUACGAGAAGCUUGGGGCCCUGGUGGAUACGAACCAGUACGCCGUCAGUGAGCGACAAUUCGACCCCAAUGCUGUUCAGAGGGGCUCCAGAAAUAUACCCGGUAUCUACUUCAGGUAUGAUUUCGAGGCCCUCUCGAUCCUAAUAAAGGACCAGCGUCUGUCGUUCGUCCAGUUUGUGAUAAGACUUGUAGCGCUACUUUCAUUCAUAGUCUACAUCGCAUCCUGGGCGUUCAGAAUGGUCGAUCUGACCCUUGUACUGGCGCUGGGACCCAGAUGGUCGCUGCGCUAUCAGCCAGGCUCGGAUUCUCAUGGCAUCUUAGAGCGUUAA